GCUGUUCCCUCGGGAAGGCUGUGUGGCACGACCAGUGGCUGCAGCGUGGGUGUUCGGAAAGCCCCUCAGACGGCCCUGAGUUUUCUCAGUGUGCGCAUACUCCUGUAGCCUUUGCAGAUAGCAGCCACUGUUGUCUUGGGCAUGGUCCGAGUUACACGGCCCCUUGUUGAUGCUCAUGUGUGGCCUUGUGCAUGUGUGGCCGGCUCUCGGCGUCCCUGGUUUAUCACUUUUGGUGGUUUCAGCAGCGCUACCUGUCCCUGGAGUUUAUCACAUCUUGGGAGAUUUUCACACGCCACCUCUCGGAACACACUUUCCCUGUUUGGGCUGGCCUGCUGUUUUCUGGUAACAGUUUCUCUGCACUGAGCAGUAGCAGCAGAGACUGUUAACGUAAAAUCACACCACUGGGGACUUUAGAGAGAGAAUGGAGACCUGCAGACGGGCAGGUUGGACAGGGUGGACCACUAUCUUCCACUGUUGUCGCAGUCCAGUUUGUUCAAGUACAUCCAUAAAUGUGUGUCUGGUGCAUCAGCGGAGACUCUUGGGAUGGGAGGGUGACUGGGCAGGUUUAGGUUUCCUUUCAGAUGGAGAAAUUGUGGCGCUGACUGAAGAUGUAGAGCAAGUCCAUGGUGGACCCUACAGGUCUUAUGCUCUGUUUCCUUGAGCCAGCUGCUAAAAAUACGUGUUUGCAUUCUUGAAAAGUCACCCUCCACUUUUUCCCAGGGGGAGUCUGGUGAAAGCUGAGUGGAAGCCAGGCCGGAGCAUCGUAGAACUGCAGUCCCCUGCGGGGAAGUUUUGGCACACCAUGGGGUUCACAGAGCGUGGCAAACAGUGCCUGCUGCCCGAGGAAGCUCUGUACCUGCUGGAGUGCGGCUCUGUUCAGCUCUUUUACAGGGAUUUGCCCUUGUCAAUCCAGGAAGCAUACGAGAUCCUGCUGUCCCAGGAGGCAAUGAGCCUACCACAUUACCAGGUGUUCAGCCACUUGAAGCAACUGGGUUAUGUUGUACUGAGAUUCGACCCCAGCACUGUCCUGUCUCCCUACGAGAGGCAACUGAACCUGGAAAGUCACUGCGAGACCUCUGGGAAACACCAUCGCAAAAGGAGGAGGAGUUCCAGCCCCCGGUUGCAUGAGAAGAAACAUAAGGUAUCUGAGGACCUUCCAGAAGCUGAAGAGACCUCUGAAAAAGCUGGAGAUGACUGUGGAGACUCCAGCUGCCUUCCUAUGGAUGAAAAGCCCGUGUCAGAACAGCCAAAGGAAUUGGAUGCUGGCAGUGGAGAGGGGAAGUCAAACCCAGUUCCUCUUGAUACAGGACAAAAGGACUCCCUAAGCCCCUCCAGGAGCUGGGCUGGAGACCACAAGGAGAGCAGCACUGGCACCCGUGCACCCCGCUGGGAUUUUACCACCAUCAUCUUGCCAAACAUGGCCUCAGAUCAGCCGUGCACACAUCUGCCCUCACCUGCCAACGGGCUCCUGCCAGAGAAUGUGCCGGGGAGGGAGGUUGAUGCAGCUUUCUGGUGCACACGCAUCAAUCAGAAACAGGAGAAGCUGUCACGGAAGGAAAGGGAGCAGCGAGAGAGGGAGAGCAGAUACAAGAGCAGUGUCAAUGCUGACCAGGAGGUGAGGCGCUGCUCCAACUGGCAGGAGUACAAAGCCCUUUUGGAGCAGAGGAGCCAGCAGAGGCUUUGGAGACGACCACCGCAUCUCUGGGACCAAGCUGUCACACCGCUUUUGCGGCCAGAUGAAGCUACCUCAUCAGCUGCGCUGCUCCAGCAGAUCAGCGUGCUGCAGCCUUCCCACAUCCUGGAUGGAGCCUCCCGGCUGCAGGAUGACCCAGAGGGCAUAAAGAUAGACUUCAAUGUGUAUCAAGCAGAUGCUGUGGCCAAGUUUAAGAAGACAAACCCUGGGAAGCCAUAUGUCAGGAUGUGUGUUCGGAGCUUUGAUGAGCAGAUUCCAUCCCUUCGGGCUUUGAAGCAGGUUACGUAUCAGAGUGGGGACGUUCCAGUGGUCUUUGCGCUGGUGGAUCAUGGAGAAAUUGCCUUUUAUUCGCUAAAGGAAUUCAAGCUGCCAGUUGACGUUCAUCACUGAAGUUGCUGUCACUUGCAGAAAUGGUAUGGGACGAAGAGAAGUUUUACUCAGGAUUUGUUUUCUUGAUUAAUGAAAUAUUACAGAAAAUAGAGCCUGUUCCUGAUAACUGGAACCUUGGGUAGUUGACCACUUUAUUCGUUGUUACAGACUUCACCCAACCAGAUGGCUCAGGCAUAAUAGCAAAAUUUACAGCAAUUUACAAUUUUUAGAAGUUACUUGUAGUGUGAAUGGCUUAGCUGGGCAUUUCUGGACGUGAAUACACACUGCUUUGUUCUUGAAGCCACUGGUUCUCCAGUUUUCUCAUCUCAUGGGCCACUAGUCUGCCUUUUCUGUGUCAUCUUUGGCUGACCUGUGGACCAUUAGAAAACACUUGGCUGGUGAUCCUCUUGUCACAUGUUAAGAACUACUGUGCUACACCAGUUGAAUGGUUGGAGAGUGAGUGAGGUCAAUCAGGAGCAGAAUAAGCUGAUCAGAUCAGUGGGGGUGUCCUGAGCCUCUGUCAUUCAGCUACGCCAACAACUGUCAGAUCAGAUUCUGAUCUGAAAAAGGCACAGCCGUAAAACUCAGCCACACAGAGUUUUCAGGCACUCGAGAGUGGGAAACUGCCUUGAACGCUAUUUCAUCCGCCGGAGGUCACAGACAGUCCCAGAGCACUGCAGGUGGCACCCCAGCUGUGCUGAGAUGCGUUUUGGUCACCCAGCAUUAUGCCAUAUUAAGUUUGGCCACCAGUAUCAGCAUACUGUAUCUGAAAGUCUCAUCGGGGCUGUACUGCAGCCCCCCUGUUUCAGCCUGACAUCCUCUUUCCUGUCUGUGGAUCCUUGUCUUUUCUUUUCCAAGUGAGAUCCCUGAGUAAAGAAAGAAGCUACAAAUUCCUCAUGAGCCUUCCAGUCCUAUAGCUGUUGUGCUCCAAAUUGAGGACAUCAUUGCUUUCCAGGGAGCUUUUCCUGGGGGAGCUUUCCACCAGGAUAUCCAGGUACCAAAUUUGCUUUAGCCUCUAUGCAAAAGUGCCAGUGAUGGGUGCCAGAAAGUCUGCUCAGUAGAUAGAAGUGUGCUGAGCAUGGCUGUGUUUGGCAUCAAGGUUCUUCAGAACUGUAAUAGCAACUGGUUUAGAUGCAUUUUAUUUUAUAAUUUUUGAGUUCCUUUUG
Messenger RNA from Egretta garzetta (little egret), 3228 nucleotides. It is a transcript of the gene TSEN54, whose product is annotated as tRNA splicing endonuclease subunit 54. NCBI's taxonomy places the organism in Eukaryota, Metazoa, Chordata, Aves, Pelecaniformes, Ardeidae. Gene Ontology annotation, biological process: tRNA-type intron splice site recognition and cleavage. The transcript has 10 exons. The record is from RefSeq and is a predicted model, not a curated record. The coding region runs from base 803 to 2083 and encodes 426 amino acids. Gene Ontology annotation, cellular component: tRNA-intron endonuclease complex.